Molecule: messenger RNA, 1156 nt
Organism: Drosophila willistoni
Lineage: Eukaryota; Metazoa; Arthropoda; Insecta; Diptera; Drosophilidae
Product: endothelial lipase
Exons: 4
Coding region: 1-987 (328 amino acids)
Biological process (GO): lipid metabolic process
Molecular function (GO): lipase activity
Source: RefSeq, a predicted model, not a curated record
AUGGCCAGGGCAUCGUCCACGUAUUGCCUAAUUCCGUUUUUGUGCCAACUAUGGGGCAUACAAGCCUUGAGCUUGGACACCUUGAUAUCCCAGAGUAACAUCUACUAUCAGAGGCCAGCUAAAUUGGGUCUACCAUUUGAGUUGGUGCUGGAGAAUGUGGAUCAUUUGGAAUCGGUGGAGUCGAUUAAAUUGAUUGUACAUGGUUAUUUGGGUUCUCGCACCCACAGCUCAAUUAUGCCCUUGAGGAAUGCCUAUGCCGCCCAGGGUUAUGAGAAUAUUCUGGUGGCCGAUUGGUCGCCGGUGGCCAAUUUGGAUUAUCCCAGUGCGAGGCGUUCCCUUAGCCGAGUGGCUCACAGUCUGGCCAAUCUGUUGCAGCAAUUUCUCGGCAAGCACAACAUCUCACAUGAGGCAGUUCAUGUGAUCGGUCACAGUUUGGGCGCCCAUAUUGCUGGACGCAUUGGCAACCAUUUCAACGGCACUUUGGGCCGCGUCACAGGCCUAGAUCCGGCUUUGCCUUUGUUCACGCCGCGCUCCGAUGACAGUCUGCAGGCAAAUGCUGCAGGAUUUGUGGAUAUUAUUCAUACGGAUUAUCCGCUCUUCGGUGACUUUACACCGCGGGGAACUGUCGAUUUUUAUCCAAAUUACGGUCUAGCCCCCCAGCCAGGAUGUGAAGAUGUGGACCUAUUGACGGCCAGUAAGCUCAUACUGGAGGCCUAUAGUUGCAGUCACAAUCGAGCUGUUCUUUUCUAUGCCGAGUCAAUUGGUUUGCCCAAGAAUUUUCCCGCUAUUCGCUGUCCUCUCAAGUCCAUCAAAAGUCGUAAUCUCAAUGGUUGCCUGCAAUAUCAAAAUGCAUCAAUUGGUGAUGUGGAUGAAUCUCAAUUAAUUUACAUGGGCGAGAAGGUUUCCAAGAGCGCCACCUCUUAUUUCGUUUUGGCUACUAAUGCGGCGCCACCUUUUGGCCAAGGGGUUGUGUUAAAAUUGAGUUAACCGUGCUCGAAAUGCGUUAAUGCUGCCCAAAACGAGUUAACUGAGCCGUUAAGUAUUAACAGAGGUGGCAGAUUUGAAUUAUUUAUUUGGUAUCUUCAAAUUUAUAACUUUUUGCUUGUAUGGGCACAACAUUUUUCAAAGUAAAACAAAUAAAUAUUUUAAUUUAUAA